Messenger RNA from Cooperia oncophora, 531 nucleotides. NCBI's taxonomy places the organism in Eukaryota, Metazoa, Nematoda, Chromadorea, Rhabditida, Trichostrongylidae. The record is from the annotation of a GenBank genome assembly.
AUGGGUAAUGAUUCAUCCAAAUCGAAGUCAUCUACAAGCAAAGGAAUAACUUCCACAUUAGGUAUCAAAGCGGGACCAUCACAAGCUACCGUACAGAGACACAUUGAUAAUGCGCAGAAAAGCAGAAUUCUUCAGCUGAAGUCGUGUGGCUUGAAGGCUCUACCGUCCUCUCUGAACGAGCUUCACGAUGUAAUACGAAAUCUGGAACUAAGUCAGAAUAAACUAAAAGAGUUGCCACCGACUAUAGGGGCUUUCACCGUCCUCAAGCAGCUACAUCUCUCAGAAAAUGCUCUCACUGAACUUCCUCAUGAGAUUGGAAUGCUGAAAAAUCUGGAGAUUCUCCAAGUGCAGUCGAAUAAACUAUCAUCUCUGCCCGACAGCUUGGUUGGCUGUACUUCACUGAAGACGCUCAAUAUUUCGGCUAAUAGCUUCACGCAAUUUCCUGUGGUUGCUUGUCACUUGAUGUCACUGGAAACGUUAAAUCUUGCUCAGAAUACUAUCACCGAACUUCCGGAUGAGCAAGGAAAUUAG